Molecule: messenger RNA, 1479 nt
Organism: Penicillium argentinense
Lineage: Eukaryota; Fungi; Ascomycota; Eurotiomycetes; Eurotiales; Aspergillaceae
Exons: 3
Coding region: 1-1479 (492 amino acids)
Biological process (GO): protein deneddylation
Cellular component (GO): COP9 signalosome
Source: RefSeq, a predicted model, not a curated record
AUGUCGGACGACGACGAUUUCAUGCAGGAUUCGGGGGACGAGGACUACGACUUUGAGUACGAAGACGAUGACGACGAACAGGAGGGCGAUAUCGGUAUCGAAAACAAGUACUACAAUGCGAAGCAAAUGAAGGUGGACAAUCCAGAGGAGGCAGUGGACGAGUUCCUAGGUGUACCGGCACUCGAACAAGACAAAAGCGACUGGGGAUUCAAGGGACUGAAACAGGCUAUCAAGCUGGAAUUCAAGCUCGGGCGAUACGGCGAUGCCGUGGAACACUACCGCGAACUCCUCACCUACGUCAAAUCCGCGGUCACGCGCAACUACUCCGAGAAAUCCAUCAAUAAUAUGCUCGACUACAUCGAAAAGGGAUCCGAUGAUGCCCAAGCAUAUCAUUGCAUGGAACAGUUCUACUCCUUGACCCUCGACUCCUUUCAGAAUACCAACAACGAGCGACUCUGGCUGAAGACCAACAUCAAACUGGCCCGGUUGUGGCUGGAGCGCAAGGAAUUCAGUCAGCUCAGCAAGAAGGUGCGGGAGCUGCACCGUGCAUGCCAGCGGGAGGAUGGAUCGGAUGAUAGCAGCAAGGGAACAUACCUGCUGGAGCUCUUUGCCCUCGAGAUCCAGAUGUAUGCCGAGAUGAAGAACAACAAACGCCUCAAGGUGCUGUACCAGCGGGCGUUGCGAGUGCGCUCCGCCGUGCCGCACCCCAAGAUCAUGGGCAUCAUCCGGGAGUGUGGCGGCAAGAUGCACAUGAGCGAAGAGAACUGGAAGGAGGCACAAAGCGACUUCUUCGAAUCAUUCCGGAACUACGAUGAGGCGGGCUCCAUGCAACGCAUCCAGGUGCUCAAGUACCUCGUGCUCACGACCAUGCUGAUGAAGUCAGAUAUCAAUCCCUUCGAUUCCCAAGAGACCAAGCCCUACAAGAGUGACCCCCGAAUCUCGGCCAUGACCGACCUCGUGGACGCCUACCAGCGCGAUGAUAUCCAUGCGUAUGAGGCUGUUCUGAGUCAGAAUCCUGACGUGCUGGCUGACCCCUUCAUUGCGGAGAACAUUGACGAGGUCAGCCGCAACAUGCGCACCAAGGCCGUGCUCAAGCUGAUCGCCCCCUACCACCGAUUCUCCCUGCAAUUCAUCUCCAAGCACAUCAAGAUCCCCGUCCCGGAAGUGGUGGAGAUCCUCAGCUUCCUGAUCCUGGAUAAAAAGCUCGACGCCCAUAUCGACCAGAACAUGCAGACGGUGGUGAUCGCCCGCGCCAACGAUUCCGAGCGCCUACGCGCGGUGCGGGAGUGGAACAACAUGCUGCAGACCCUGUGGAAGACGACUCGUAACGGCGAGGGGCUUCGACCCGAUGACGGGACCCACGGCGGCGGCCCAGGGACCAUGUUCCAGGGCUUUGGAGACGAGUCGUACAGCGCACUGCACCGGCGCACACGCGGCACGGGGGAUCGCAAGCAAAUCCCUAGUAGAUUUGCGGUCUAG